ACUCGCCAUAUGGAAGCCCUCGCAAUGAUCUGCAACACUCUAAUAAUCAAGGAAAUAUAAUUAAAAGCCAGCGGGGGAUUGCCAAGGAAGUUCUCUCGUAAACAACUGCAGUUUAUCAGCGACCGCGCAGGGGUAAUCGAGGUGGGUCUGGAGAUUUUUGACCAUCCCCCUCGUUCCUCGUUCCCCUCCCCUCCCUUGGCAAUACUUACCCCAGUCCCUAAACAUCGUUGGAAGUUGGAAAGAGUCCAUUUCAGAGGCGGGAUUACAGUUAAGUUCAGCUGUCCGUGUGUUUCACGGGCGUACGCUCCCCUUGGAUCUCAAAACCAGUCAUUGCCCGUUUAAAUGGUAGGCCUAUAGUGACUGGGAAUAAAGACGAGGAAUACUACACCCGAAUUUAACCGGUUUGUGUGAAAAUCAUCGGAGCUGAAGUACUUUUUUUUGUACUAUAUUUUCUAACCCCAAUCUGUCAAACGUCGUACUGUUUCAGUUUUGAAAGACGCGCAUUAAUCAGGGAGGAUGUAUUUUCCAGCAGUGUUGAUGCUCUGUGCUCACGUGGCGCCAGCUUUGGGGUCAGCUUUCGGCCGGGAGAUGCCAGCGUCCACUAUUGAUGACAUGAAAGAUGCAGACAGUCCGUUUCACUAUGAUUAUGAGUCUCUUCGAAUCGGAGGCCUGAUCUUUGCCGUGGUGCUGUUCAUCAUGGGAAUCCUGCUCGUCAUCAGUCGAAAGUGCCGCUGCAGGUUCAAUCAGCAGCGGCCCAGGCCAGAGGGAGAGGCAGGAUCCAUCAGACGUCAGAAGUAAAUGCAGCAGACGGAUAUCUGACCUUGCCAUCAGGGGGCGGUCCGAGGCCAAAACCCGAGGAGGACUUCCCUGACGGAGAUUAACCCUUUGGGCGCAGGAAGCUUCUGUAAAUUCCUUCCUGUUCCAGCGUUCUCUCUCUAUUUGUAUAUCGUAUUCUAUUUUUCUUCUUCCUUUUCUCCUUUUUUUUCUAUACGAUUAACUAUUUUGAAAUGGUUUUGAGAAAGAUGUUAAUUGAAUGUGUUGUCUUUUGAGAAAAACACCUAUCUGAUGUUCCUAAGGUAAUAAACUGGUUUAAUUGUUAA
Molecule: messenger RNA, 1100 nt
Organism: Anguilla anguilla (European eel)
Lineage: Eukaryota; Metazoa; Chordata; Actinopteri; Anguilliformes; Anguillidae
Product: FXYD domain-containing ion transport regulator 6-like
Exons: 10
Coding region: 517-798 (93 amino acids)
Biological process (GO): regulation of sodium ion transmembrane transporter activity
Cellular component (GO): membrane
Molecular function (GO): sodium channel regulator activity
Source: RefSeq, a predicted model, not a curated record